Messenger RNA from Hemibagrus wyckioides, 4147 nucleotides. It is a transcript of the gene rcor3, whose product is annotated as REST corepressor 3. The record is from RefSeq and is a predicted model, not a curated record. Gene Ontology annotation, molecular function: transcription corepressor activity. The transcript has 12 exons. Gene Ontology annotation, cellular component: transcription regulator complex; histone deacetylase complex. Bases 113 to 1735 code for a protein of 540 amino acids. Gene Ontology annotation, biological process: regulation of transcription by RNA polymerase II; negative regulation of DNA-templated transcription. Lineage: Eukaryota; Metazoa; Chordata; Actinopteri; Siluriformes; Bagridae.
GGCUCAAGCUGCGCAGGGGAGUUAUUGCAAGGGACAGCCUAGCUGGAAAAAAUCGUGCACUGAAUGCACAUAUUUUUAAUUUUAUACCGGGAAAAAAACAAAUAUCAUUAUAAUGCCUGGGAUGAUGGAUAAAGGGUCGGACUACCUAGGGAAAGGUCGGUCUAACGGGACGAAAAGCCCCUCAAACGCCUCGAAUGGCCAUUUUUCUGAUGAGAGUGGCAGCGACGACGAGCACGAUGUCGGAAUGCGUGUGGGAUCCGAUUAUCAAGCCAAUAUUCCUGAAUAUGAUCCAGGUUCUACCAAAUACAGUGAUAAAGACACUGGAGGCAUGUUGGUGUGGUCUCCACAUCAUACUAUUGCGGACACUAAAUUGGAUGAAUACAUUGCCAUUGCAAAGGAAAAACAUGGCUAUAAUGUGGAGCAGGCUCUUGGCAUGUUGUUCUGGCACAAGCACAACAUUGAGAAGUCCCUGGCAGACCUGCCCAACUUCACCCCCUUCCCAGAUGACUGGACGGUGGAGGACAAAGUGCUGUUUGAGCAAGCCUUCAGCUUCCAUGGCAAGAGCUUUCAUAGGAUCCAGCAGAUGUUGCCAGACAAAUCCAUAUCAAGUCUUGUGAAGUACUACUACUCAUGGAAGAAGACCAGAUCCAGGACAAGUUUGAUGGACAGACAAGCGAGAAAGCUGGCCAACCGAAGUAAUCAAGAUGAAAGUGAUGAAGAAAUGGAGGAAGCUAAUCCUAUUGAGGCAAACGACAGUGAUUAUGACCCUACUAAAGAGACAAAGAAAGAGAGCCACGUUGAGCCACAGAUAAUGAGCUCUAAGAUCAGCAUGGGCCGGCGAGACCAUCAGACACUGCAGCAUCGGCACCACUCACAGCGCUCCAAGUGCCGUCCACCCAAAGGCAUGUACCUCACACAGGAGGACGUGGUGGCUGUGUCCUGCAGCUCCACUGCUGCUAACACCGUCCUGCGACAGCUUGACAUGGAGCUCGUCUCUCUUAAAAGACAGGUCCAAAAUGCCAAGCAGCUGAACAGUGCUCUGAAACAGAGGAUUGAAUCUGGCAUUGAUGAAUACCGCCUGCCUGAGUCCAACCAAAAAGUCAAUGCCCGCUGGACAACAGAUGAGCAGCUUCUUGCCGUUCAAGGAGUCCGCAAGUACGGCAAAGACUUCCAGGCCAUCGCAGAUGUUAUUGGCAAUAAAACAGUGGGGCAAGUUAAGAACUUCUUUGUGAACUAUCGGCGCCGUUUUAACCUGGAGGAGGUGCUGCAGGAGUGGGAAGCCGAGCAGGGAACUCGGGCCCCCAAUGGAGACAGCACAGCUGCUGGGGAAGAUGGAAAAAACAGCUCCAACCCGCCAUCGGGAAAGAGCACAGACGAAGAGGAGGAGGAGGGUCAGGUGACGCCUGCCUCUGGACCGUCUCCCAUAGCUGUAGCAUCAUUGACCAUGGCAGCAGCAAGUGGCAGUACCUCCUUGAAUCAGCCUCCACCUUUACUACGGCCCUCUCUGCCAGCCACUCCUGCACUGCACCGCCAGCCUCCACCCCUCCAGCAGCAGGCCCGUUUCCUGCAGCCUCGUUCAGCUCUGAACCAGCCGCCGCCACUCAUUCGGCCUUCCAACCCACUCCCCCCGCGCCUCAAUCCUCGUCCUGCUGCACCCACCAACUCCGGCAUGGGCCCGCAGCCCCCCACACUAGUGGGCAUUCCUUCUGAAAACCCAUCUUCUUCUCUGCACUGAGCAUAAACAGCACACCCCAAUUUGAGGGUGAGAAAGAAGAACUUGCAUAUUUUUUGUUGUUGAGUUUGUGGUAUUGUUUUCUAUCAAUGUUUUGAUAUCAUCAUCAGAGGGCAGUAUUGAUCAUGUACAGAUUAGGCAAAUUAAAAGAAAAGCUAUGACAGAAAGGGUGUUAGUAAGGGUAAUGGGUGUUCCAGAUCAGCUUCUGUGUUUCUUGCCAUUGAUUUUCCAAGUUUCUGGAACAGUGCUGGAAUGAUGAACAUCAUUCCUCCAAAAAAUAUUCCUCUAUUUGGUUUUGAUGAUGGUGGUGGAAAGUGCUGUCAAACAUGGUGCUCCAAAAUCUCCUAUAUAUGUGUUCAGUUUAAUUGAGAUUUGUUGACAGUGAAGGCCAUAAAUGUACAUCAUAUUCACACUGAUUAAGCCAGUCCUUGUUCCCUGUGGAAUGGGGUGGAGUCAUUCUGGGAGAGACCACUCAUAUCAAACACAAGUGUUUUAAGAAGAACAUUGUAUUGAUUCACAGCAACUCUUUCCUCUAAAGGGAAAAGCCAAACCAUCCCAGAAAAGGCCCUUACAGCAUUAAAGAUCUGCUGGUUUUCCAUUUAAUUUGUCACCAGUCUGCAUGUAAUGUUAGCCUUUGACUGCUGUGUAUAUCAUGUUUAUUUAAAUAUUUGUAUAACUGACCCUUUGAAAAUGUUUUAGUCAUAAUUUGUUGCUCUUAUGAUUUCAUACAAGUGGCAAAACACAACUCUGUGUUCUUAAAAACAUUGUUUGCUGCAAACUGAAGGUCCGGGGGGUUGAGCUGGGCUUGAUCCAACUCCUUCUAUAACCCUAACCCGUGAGGCACUCUACAACACAGAACAAUACACUUAUCCAGACGGAAAAACACUGAGUUUUCUCUGCCUCCUGGACCUUUGGCUCAAAUCUGCAUAGGCAGGGGGAACUGGAUUAGUUCAGACUUCCCCAUUGGACUUAUGAUACUGUAGUUACUGGUACUUGCUCACAGUUAGAAAGUGACAGUGAGGGGUGUGUGUGUGUGUUUGUUUGGGUUUUUAUUUUUAUUUUUAGGGCUUAUCAAGUCCUUCAGUUUCCUGUUGUAAGUGUUCAGUGCACUGUUUGUGUGACACUCUUGUCAUGUGUAUAUAAACAUUAUUUAUUUUUAUACUCGGUGCUAAGGACUACAGACAGAUUAAUGCCUAUUGUCCAGAUCUUACACCAUAAAAGUGCUCUUAAUGGUUAAGAGAACAUCAUGUUUGUUUAAAAAUGGACAUUUCAGACUUCAAACACAGGUCUUGAGACUCUCCACAAACUACUGUGCUAUACCGUUCGUUGUAUGAUAAUGAACAGGCAAUUGAUUUUCAGUGAGAGUGGUAAUGAAUACCGUGGAUUACGAGCUUGUUGAUUAUGAACACUAAAAAUAGCUGACAUCAAAUGGUCUCAACUUUAAUUAAUCAUCCCCUUAAUAAAGAAAUGAUUUUAUGACCAUAAUUAUUUUAUGCAAUAUUCAAAUAUUAGUCUUAAUAUUUUAGUUACAUCUUCAAACAUUUAUGGUCGUAUUAUUUAUAAAAAUCACAUUACGCACAUUAGGUUCCAGUAGAUGUUUUUUUUUUAUUUAUAGAGCUACUUGUUUUUGAGUUAUUGAGGUUUGGCUAAUAAUUAGUAAGAGGUAUAAGAACUUUGGUGUUUUCACCGCUGUAACAAAAUUUUGUUAGUAAUGCACCCCAUGGUCAUACGUCACUGUCCCCACUCUUGGACCUUUGGUCUUUCAUCAUCUUGUGCGGUCAUUUUCAUCCAACUAUUAUUAUUUAUUUGUUCAUGUUGGUUGGAAAUCAUUGAAUAGAAUAGCAGAUGAUCGAACCAGAGAUUAAGCUGUUGACUCUGUGUGUGAGUUCAGUCCCAUGCUGGUAGUUCCUUUUCUUAAUGUACCCUGUAGCAUUAAAUUAUGUCCCUUUUUAUGUAGAGAUGAUAUUGAUAUGUUUAUUUGACUAUACAAAAAAAAUGGAUACUUGUUCUUCAUUUCAUAAUUGUCAGUGUUUUGCUGUAAUUUCACUUUGUUUUGUUAAUUCACUCUGUAGAGAUGCUGGGUUUGUGUUGUUCCUGCAUGUCACUAUGUUCGUACAUUCAUUGUUGUGUAUGUAUUUUUAAUCAUUUUGUGUUGUAUUUUAUCUCAUGUAUGCUCUGUGGGCUGAUUUCUAGUCUGUUUUCAUGUACCAACUUUAUAGUUUUUUCAUGUAAAUCUUUGUAAAUGCUGUCCCUUUUUACACAGUUACCUCUUAGAAUGUCAAAAUUAUUUAUAGCACUUAUUAAGUAGAAACCACUUUCCUAGUGGGUUAAAUUUUUUUCCCCUGUAACACUUGACAGACACAGUGUCUACUUCCUCUGCAUUUCAGGCAUUAAAGCAGAAGUGUCCACACUAAA